AGAGCCAGGGCCAGGGUGAGGGCGAGGGAUGAAGCAAAUGGAGUGUCGGGCCCUCGACCGCCAGCUGAUCGAGUGAAAGAGAAAGCGUGGGCGAUGGAUGUGUGGCUCGCGGCGCUCGGAGCCGCGCAAUUCUGACAAGGAUUCAGGAUAUGCUUGAGGAGGCGAUAUGCCGCGCUCGACAAGAACACCUCCGCCUCGGCAAAUCAGCUGCUGCUGCUGCUGCUGCGGAGCGAUUUACCGAGGGCGAGGGCGAGGCCGCAGGCAGCAGUAGAUUCGUGGCAGUCGUUUUGGGGUUUUGGGCGUAUUCUUCACCUUUCGAACGACGCCCGCCAUUCGCGGGCGGGCUUUCCCUCUGCACGUCGUCGCCAUGUAGAAGUCGUCGCGGUAAUUGGCGGUGUUGCUCACAGAUAUCACCCCUCCUCCUGCAUCAUCGUCCUAUUAUGGCUCAGGUGUGAGGGAUUGUCCUCAUCCGGAGCUUAAAGUUCUAGUUCGAAUUUGAUGCCAUUCAUUGUGCGGCAGUGGAGCUUCGGAUCGAUGGCCGCUUGAUUGCAUUCCCGGGCGCCUUUCGGCCCUCGCCUCUGUCGUAGUUCGGGUUUCGUGUGCGAUUUUUUUGACGUGCUCAAUUCGAUUCGGGCCUCGAUCGAUCUCGGAUGUAGUCUCUCUUCUAUUGAGGUGUGUGGUCGGAAGAGUCUCUGGGGAUCGAAGGAGAGCGACUCGGCGAGUGUGGACAUGGACGUGCGCGGGACUGGAUGUGAUGGAGCACGCUUUCAUGCCUGUUGAUGGUGGUGGGCUUGGAGGCCUGAGCCGACGCUCGAGAUGGGGAGCUUUUGCACCGACGUCGGAAUUUCUAGCAUGUCUACCUUCAACGGAAGGCUCGAGUCUUGCCUCUUACCUUGCGAGAGGGGUUUAUCACGAUGCAGCCGCAUAUUUUAUGGAGUGCCUCUCCGACCGAAAAGUUGGAGAAUGAUGAAUCGAGGCUCGGGGUAUAUGUCCAUUUCUUCGGGUCAUUCCACCUUUCGGGUUGACUCUCCAGUGUCUAGAAACAGAUAUCGCGGUCUUCAAAAUGUGAAAAAGCGCAGGCCUUUUAGUCAGCUUUCGAAUUCGCACUCGGAUGUCCAGUUUGGAGUCCGGAUCGGAAGGGAGCACAGAGGCAGCUCGCACAGAGUCGCUGGGAGAGCAUCAAACUCCCACGGAGUCCCUGAGCCGUCUGACUCGGAGAGUAUCGAUGAUGGAGAUGUUAAAAUCGGUGCAGAAGAAAGUAGCAACUUUGUAAAUAAUUCGGAACAGAAAGCUACAAUCUCAAAAGAUUCCGCGUCUCCAGGUCCUCGUCUCACUAGAAGAAUGAUUUUAGGUGCAGUUGCCUUAGGUUUCUCAGUCUCCUCGUCCUGGUCUUCGGAGGGGGCCACAGCUGCCGACAAGGGAUUUAGUUUCCCUUUGACUAAGGGCUCGUGGAUUUUGGGAGAGGCGGAUUUGGUUCCUCCUGGGGCUGCCGAGAAGAGGGGAUCUCGGGUUUAUGAUGCAAGUGUACUCGGAGAACCGGUUGCACUCGGAAGCGAUAAGGACCGAGUUUGGCAGAAGCUCCUGGCAGCUCGAGUCGUCUACUUGGGCGAGGCUGAAAGGGUGGUUGAUACUGACGAUCAGUUGCUGGAGCUAGAAAUUGUCCGAACCGCGAGAGACAAGUGCUUCGAGCAGGCCCGUGGUGUAACAGUUGCUAUUGAAGCCUUCCCGAUCGUCGUACAGCCUCAAUUGAAUCUUUACAUGAAUAAAAAAAUAUCAGACGAAGAGCUUCGGGCUUCGGUUCCAGCGUUACCCGAUGAACGCUUCCAAGGUUACCUCCCAAUUCUCCAGUACUGUAGAGACAAUGGUGUUCGGCUUGUUGGGAUGGGGGCACCUUCCAAGGUCCUACGAACUGUUCAAGCCAAAGGUGUGCAAGCUCUGGACAAGGCUGAGAUGCAAAAGUUCGUGCCACCUCUUGGAGGAGGCUACAAGUUCAAAUCUUUUCCCAGUUCAGAUGAUUCAGGAGGGGUAGAUUUGUUACCAAAUGCAUCAGGGCGAUUCGGACCGGGACCGUACAGAUUUGCACAAGCACGCAUUGUAGCUGACUACUCCAUGUCUCAGGUCAUAACACAAGUGAUCAAAGAUGGAGGGUCUGUUGGUAUCACAAUCGUCAUCACUGGUGCUUCUCAUGUAAUGUAUGGGUCAAGAGGGAUGGGUUUGCCUGCUUGGACUUCAAAAAGUCUGCAAAAGAGGACCCAAGCAGUGAUUCUCCUCAAUCCUGAAAGGCAACAUAUACGGAAAGAAGGGGAUCUCCCAGAGGCCGACUUCUUAUGGUACUCCGCAGCGAAGGUCUGCACUCGAAACUGCUUCGAUCGAGCAGAGGUUGCGAGGGUCAUGGGUGCCGCGGGGAGGAGACGAGAAGCGCUGCCCCAGGAUAUUCAACUGGGACUGGAGCGUGGUCUCGUGGCUCCUGAAGUUCUAGAAAGUUUCUUCAAGCUGGACGAGCAACCUUUAUUGGCCGAACUUACGAGCCGGUUUCAGGGCUUGAGAGAAAGAUGGCUAGCAGAUCCUCGUUUCCUACAGCGCCUUGCUAUUGAAGAGACCAUAUCUAUAACGACAACCUUGAUUGCCCAAUACGAACGCAGAGGCGACCGCUUUUGGAAGGAGUUGGAGUAUGUAACCACGGAUACCGUCCGAGGAGCCGUAGUUGAUUUUUUUACUGUGUGGUUGCCUGCUCCUAGGCUCUCUUUCAGAGUCCUGGACCCUCAAGAUGAAUAUUUUAACGCGUUGGACAGUUUAAGAGGUCUACUUGGUUCUUUCCCAGAUAAUGCUUUUCAAAGAGCUCAAGCAGGAGUUAGAUGGGGAUUAGGGGAAAGGGUAGGUGCAAUUAUUGUCGGAGGGAUCAAGCUCUUCGGGGUAGGUUUUAUUUCUUCCUUAGGUACUCUGGCUGCUACGAAUCUCGUCCUUAAUGCGCGGCAAAGGCUUUCUUCAGACCCAACUCCAAAAGCUCAAAACAAGCGGUCACCAAUAUUCAAAACUGCUCUUGUUUACGGUUCAUUUUUGGGCACUUCAGCCAAUUUACGUUACCAGGUUAUUGCUGGCGUGGUCGAGCACUGGAUUGCUGAUUACUGGUUAGCUUCACAACCUUUAGCGGGGAACGUACUAUCUUUUGUGGCUCGUACGGUCAACUCAUACUUCGGCACUGGGCAAUGGGUAGACCUCGCCAGAUUGUCCGGUCUUCAAGCCCAUAAUGAUGAAGACGAGUCGUCAUCACCGAAAGUGGACGCUGGUGACGAAGCAUCAGUUACUGCAGAAAUGUUGGAAACUACUUCAACCUCAAAUCCGGCAUCAAGUAACGGUGUCAGUAGUGUGGAAGAAGCUCAAGAAUUAGUGAAAGAGCCUGUGAAGAUACCCAAGCAAUAAUCUCAUACAUUAAUUCUAUUUUCUCAUUGCCAGAAUUAGCUGGCAAAACACUUGGAACUGACCGGGACGCAUUGGAUCAUUGAGGUCGGUGGACUUCAGACACAGACCUUCACCGUGAAAGGAUCAUUUAUGCUUAAGCCAGAUUCUGAGACAAAGAGUUCUGGUAUCUGCUCUGCAUUGAGUAGACUAGGCAUAGAAGAUAAGUUCUACACGCCCUCUAAGUCCAGUUACAACCUCUAGGAGUUAGACGGGAGACUUAGUGAGUGCUAGAUAGAGUAAUCAUACGUUAAUCGUGCCCCUUAAGCUAUGACAUUGCAUUUGUAUACUAAGCAGAAUAUUGAUACAAGGAGUUUUAGUCAUCGAUUUAAACUUCUAUGGAAUGAGAAUUGGACAGGGGUCACCCGAUUUGUUGAAGAGUGUAUUGUACGUGGCAAGGUUUUGAUAAAUGUUCCUGGCCAUUGAUUGAAUGUGAAUCUAUACU
This is a messenger RNA of Marchantia polymorpha subsp. ruderalis, 3901 nucleotides long. The record is from the annotation of a GenBank genome assembly. NCBI's taxonomy places the organism in Eukaryota, Viridiplantae, Streptophyta, Marchantiopsida, Marchantiales, Marchantiaceae.